UCCCAUUUCCUGUCUUGUGGAAAAAUCGUCGAGAGAGAAAAUUUCUAGUUUAUACUGUAUUCUGUAUACAUAAUCGAAGAAUUUAACAGAAAAAUGACCUGGAGAAGAUGACAGAAGAACAACUAAAAAAUGGCGACUACCUUGUGCAUGUACAAGCACAGGUUAUGACCCGUGAUGACUCGACCGGUGGCUGGGUGCCCAUGGGGGGUGGGGGUCUUAGCAAUGUGGGACUGCGAAAGCUGGAGUAUAAAUUCAAUGGAGGAGGAGAUAGUAAGAAUGAAUAUGUCAUAUAUGGUGAAAGGAUAGCUGACAACACAGUUGUAUUGGAUUGUGUAUUGAAGAAGGACAUUCAAUACACAAAGGCAAAUCCCAAAUUUCAUCAUUGGAAGACUGAUGAACAAAGGUUUGGUUUAACGUUUGAGAGGUAUGAUGAUGCCAAAAAGUUUGACCGUGGUAUCAAGAGGGCGGUUGCAGAGCUCACGGAAGGCUCAACCGGCAGCAUGGGAAAUUCCAUGACGGGAGAAGAGGAAGUAUUUCAGAUCGUGGAGCUGCCUCUCUCUGGGGGCAAGGACAGCUCGUCCCAGUCAGCAUCAACAACGUCAACCACCACCUCAAGUCCAGCUCCUCGUUCCCCCGUUAGCAGUCCGAUAUCGGGGCUCCCCGAUGCCUUCCCGUUCCCCCACCCUCAUGCCAACCAUCAUCAUCUCCAUCUGGUCCACUACAUGUCUGGUCCAAAUCGGACCAAUAAAAACGCGUCCUCACCGCCCAGUGAUAAAAGUUCACAUAAAUCAGACAGUUUCGAGAGUUCUAGUGGGCAGGAUGACGUUUGGAUUCGUUCCGACGACCCUACGUCAUUAAGCGGCAAGUCCGACACACUGUUGUUAGACACGGACCCAAAUGUAGAAAUGAGCAAAGAGGACUCCUAUGUGACAUUUUCUAAAAGCAAGCCAGGGGCACCUCAUGAAUACAGCUACCCUAACUUAGAACCAAUGCCGAAACCACCUACAAAACGGGAGUCGACCACUAGCAUGAAGACACAGCCUUUGAUUAUUCAGCAUCCCCCUCUACCACUCAAAAAGAAGCACAAGACUCGCCACAAGCCUGGCGGGACAUCAGGAAGGUUGCUGACCAACCGAUCACGGUGCAAACACUGCCAUGAGGUGUUCUCUCUGGACGAUAACCAACGGGGCAGUUGUGAAGACGCCCCAGAUGGUGUCGAAAAGUUUAUUGAGUGCGUGACUUGUGUAGCGUGUUCCAAAUGUUUGAUAUACCACUGUAUGUCGGAUGCUGAUGGCGAAUACAGACACCCUUGUGAGUGUGAUCCUCGCGAUGAUUCCAACUGCAAAAAAUGGACCGCACUGACAAUUUUAUCAUUGUUUGUGCCCUGUUUAUGGUGCUACUGGCCCUUGACUGCCUGUCAUAGAUGUGGCAUCUACUGUCGUUGCUGCGGUGGCCGGCACAAGGCGGUAUGACCACGCCCGCAAAUUUAUAUGCACAGGAUUAUCUCCCCCUUGUUCGCCUUUUCAUCAUAACUUGUAGAUAUAUCUGACACGCAUGGGUUUCUAGAUCUAGCUAACACAUACAGUGAACGGAUGGAUAUUCAUGUGGUGCGUGCAUACCCAGAGAACUGAGUUGGUGUGCAGGAAGGGAUGACCAAACUGGAGGAGUUACUUGCCCUUACUUGCCAUUUAGUCACAUGAGAGGAUUGGAAUCAGCAAUAUGUCCUUGGGAUCAUGUCAUUGUAGUUCCAUUUACAUUUGUAUAGCAAUACUAGUUUUCACCUUUCAUCUUUGAACAUACAUGUACAAUUCUUGAUUUUAGGUUAGCAACCAUUUCCAGAAACACACAUGCAAUCCAUUUGGUUAUGGUGAAAGAUACCAGUGAACAGGAAGUCAGAGAAAGAAAUGAUGGACCCUGGGAAAGGGCACCUUGUUUCCAAUGUGACUCGCUGGCAAGGCAAGGGGGGUAACUCUGCCAUGACAACUUGUAUAGUCAUUCAAAAGGGAAAACAUGAUCCCUUGUACCUGUGUUAAAAAUGGCAAGUUUUAUACGUUACCAAUCCUAUAACAGCAUGUUAGAAGUUUAAGCAUAGUGGUAUUUUUUUUAUAUUUUUUUUUAAAAGAUGAUAAAAGCAUACCUUUGUACCACAGAAGCAUAUCAUGUUGGCUGAGCUGGUUUCUAAGCAGGCAAUCUUUUUACUGAUUUUGAUAAUCUGUUAAGUUUGCCGAUUGUGCCAUCAGCUCAUUAGCCCAAGUUUUCACCCAAAUUUAUAUAGAGAAAGAAUCAGAACUGUAGGCUUGGGCUACUGAGGUGGUGCUUUAUGUAGCGAAACUAGGUGUAUUUGUUAUGUUGGUGGUAAGAAAGACAACACGAUUGUGUGUGCAGUCAUUGAGUGCCAAAUCAUUUGUGCUUCAUUUGUGUCACCAGUCAUCACUAAUGUUCAACAGUAGGAGAUCACGUGAUCACGAUUUAGUCGAUACUUCCCAAUAUUAGUGUGUUAGUUGGGCCAGUCCAACAAGUCUGAUUUGUGUGGCUGUCAUUGUGUUAAGAAAGUUCUGUGAAUAGGCCUUUGUUCUUGAUCUGUCACUGCGCUUUUUCUUAAAACUUCUCAUAGACUUUCAGUCAUUGUAAGUCAGCAUUAAACACAGAAGAGUUACUUUAUAGGAUUUAAAAGGUUUGAGAAAGAGGCCUGAAGGGUCCAUGAAAUAAUAUCACAAUAAGCUUCAAACCUCCACACUAAUCAUUGACACUGCUGAAAGUGUUCUUGAAGUUAGCAAGCUGUGAAUUCCAAGUCAUGAAUGUAGCUUUAAAAAGUAGUUAAGAAAGGCAUUCAUUAAAUAUGAUGUCCAAUAAGUUGCUAGGAUACAGUGAUGGAUACUGGACAUUUGUCAGUUUGAUGCUUGUUUUUGUUAUUUGUUAAUUACUUAAUAUUUUGUUGACUUCGUGCGUGCCAGUUGUUUUACUGCCUGCUUACUCAUAACAGGCUUUUACCAAAUGGCAUGCAAUUAAUACUUUUAAUACUUUUAAUAAAAUUAUGAACGUAAUAUUUGAAAAAUCAAAAUUAGUGAUUUGAAGUCAUUGUUUAUUUUAAAACCUGUAAAAAUAAUUGCAUAUUUUAAUGGUUUGUUUCAGUGAUCAGCCAAAAAUAUGCACCUUUAUUUUGCUUAAACAUAAACAGCUUUUAAAGCCUUUUAUAUAUUAAUACAUUAUGUAUGAUGUAUAAAAUAUAUCCUUGGAUAUAAAACUGCUUGCAUUAAAUCUGAAAAAACCCAAGUGUUUUGCAUUUAUUAACAGAAGCAAUGAUAAACACUUGACAUAGAUGUAAAAAGGAAUAUAGUUCCAAUAACAUCAGGAGCAGACGCUGUAGGAAAUAGACAAAUGUUUAACAUGAUGUGUAACAUCUUGUUGACAGUUCCUUCACUUCUUCUACUGGGGACACUUGUAAAACAAGGUAACAGAACACUUUCAAGAUGUGAACAAUACAGUUGAGAAUUGGCUUCAUUUUUUUAAUCAUAAAUGUAAAAACGUGUGCCAGAGGUACAGAUUAGCUGCGUAUCUGCGUAAUUUACACAAAUAUUUAUGUGAAAACUCAAUUCCUAUGAAGUCUUGUGUGUACAAGUAUGCUAGAAUUUUUGUAAAUACUCAAUAAAUUUGAUCUUACAAGUGUACACACAAAGAUGCCAAAUCUUAGCUUGUGUAUCGGUGGUUAGAUGAAAUAACUGACGUAUAUUGUGAGGUUCUAUUUCAACAUAUGAACUUGGCAACUUGCAGUCUUUCUUAUCGUUUCUCAUAUUACAUAUCAAAUAUAAAUAACAAACAC
This is a messenger RNA of Haliotis rubra (blacklip abalone), 3820 nucleotides long. RefSeq names its product sprouty-related, EVH1 domain-containing protein 2-like. Gene Ontology annotation, molecular function: protein kinase binding. Gene Ontology annotation, biological process: multicellular organism development; negative regulation of MAPK cascade. The coding region runs from base 108 to 1472 and encodes 454 amino acids. The record is from RefSeq and is a predicted model, not a curated record. NCBI's taxonomy places the organism in Eukaryota, Metazoa, Mollusca, Gastropoda, Lepetellida, Haliotidae. Gene Ontology annotation, cellular component: membrane. The transcript has 5 exons.